Messenger RNA from Aspergillus terreus NIH2624, 3885 nucleotides. RefSeq lists its product as uncharacterized. Gene Ontology annotation, biological process: amino acid activation for nonribosomal peptide biosynthetic process; secondary metabolite biosynthetic process. Gene Ontology annotation, molecular function: catalytic activity; phosphopantetheine binding. The transcript has a single exon. Gene Ontology annotation, cellular component: cytoplasm. Bases 1 to 3885 code for a protein of 1294 amino acids. The record is from RefSeq and is a predicted model, not a curated record. Lineage: Eukaryota; Fungi; Ascomycota; Eurotiomycetes; Eurotiales; Aspergillaceae.
AUGGACAACCUCAAGCCCCUGGACGGGUCCCCGUCCUUAAGUGGCGACAAACCCGCGCGUUCGCUGAAGAGUCCUUUCACAUGGCAAGUCGAACUUGGGCAAGCCCCAUCGACUGCGCUCUUGCAAGUUUGCUGGGCUGUUGUCAUAGCCAAGUACGCCAACGCAACCGACGUCCGGUUUAGAUAUGUUUCCGAGCAGCCAUCAGUUCCUGGAAAAUUGCACCUGUUUUGUUACCGGGUGGUGCCAGACCAGCAUCUAGAUGCGGCUUUGACGGCAGCCAGCUAUUCCGAUGCCACAAUUCAACAUGGGAAAGACAGUACUACGUGCCAGGAGCUUAGUGAUGGCUCCGCGGGCGAGAUACACUCCCAUACUCUGUUGGUGAUUCGAAACGGAAUGAGCCCUAGUAUGGAUGAUGAUGGAUCAUACCGAGACGCCUAUGGCGCGCGUCUGGUCGUAAUUUGUACGAGCGACGCUCAGCACGCCACAUUAAGGGCCUCUUUUGAUGACCAUAUCACAUCUCCAUUGUAUGUGUACAUGAUGGUGUCACAAUUUGUCCAAGCACUCCGCGUUGCUUCUCAGUGCAGACGAGGAAAUGUUUCCAUCCAUGACCUUCAAGAAAUCAAUCCUGAGGGUUUGGGCCAGGUUGCAGAAUGGAGUCAAGGUGCAACAUACGAGAGGAAGGAUGACUAUGCACACCAUUUGUUCGAGAGAAGGGUGGACAAACAUCCGCACGCGCCCGCAAUCUGCGCCUGGGAUGGUGAGCUCACAUAUUGUGAGCUCAAUGCGCAUGCAGCAGCCGUUGCAUCGCGGAUCCUGGAAGCAGCGCUGCCGGGAGAUGAAGGGGUCAUUGGUCUGUACUUUGAAAAGUCAAUGUGGACGACGGUCGCUAUGCUGGGAGCGCUGAAGGCCGGACGGGGGAUCAUUCUUCUGCAUCCUUCUCAACCUAUCAGCCGGUUGCAAGCAAUCUGUAAUCGACUGGGCGUUCAGGCCGUGUUAUCUCUGCCCCAGUAUGAAACCGCCGUCGAGGCUCUGGGCGUCCCGAAAAUACUUCUUUCGGUGAGAACAGACCAGCCCUGUACACCGAACCCUGCUCGCGAAGAACCAAAAGGCGCCCCUCCAUAUGACCGCAUCCUGUACUCCGGGUUUACUUCAGGCUCAACCGGUGAGCCCAAAAUUUACACCAUCAGCCACGCAUCCUUCUGCAGUGGCAUAGAUGGCUGGGGCCGGGCCAUGAACGUGAACGAAGGGUCGCGUAUCUUUCAGAGUGCUUCAUACAGUUUUGCCCUCAGCACACUCGAGCAGCUAGCUCCGUUGUGUCUGGGCGGAUGCGUAUGUGUUCCGUCUGAGGAAGCUCUUCGGAACGACAUUGGCGCGGCCAUUCGAGCUCUGCGCUCCAAUUGGGCCGAGUUCACACCGGGCGUGGCGCGAUUGCUGCACCCUGAAGCCAUCCCGGAGGUCCGGACACUGUUUCUGGCUGGUGAGGCUGUGUCCAAAGCCGACGUGGACAGGUGGCAUGGCCGUCUGGAUCUGCGCGUAUACUAUGGACAGUCGGAGAACGCUUUAGGUGCAUCGGUUGCAAGCCACGAGGAUCUGGCAUCGGACCAUCGCAACAUCGGACGCACCUUUGCCUCCCGGGGAUGGAUUGUUGACCCGGAUGACCACCACCGGCUGGUACCGCUUGGGGCCGAAGGCGAGCUGUUGCUGGAGGGCCCCUGCGUUGGGCCGGGAUAUCUCAACAACCCCGAGCAGACGAAUGCCACCUUUAUACACAACCCAGACUGGUUGCAGAAGCACCAGCUGACCCCCAUUGCUGGUGGUCGCUUUCUCAAAACCGGGGAUCUUGUCUGCUACGAUUUGCGGCGAGGUUGUUUCCAGUACCGGGGUCGAAAGGGCGCCCAGGUCAAAAUCCGCGGUCAACGUGUGGAACUGGGGGAGAUCGAAUAUCACGCCAACCAGCAUCUCUCUUCUUAUGAUGGGGCGCCAGUGGCCGAGGUUGUCAGGCCGGCAGAUAGCCCAGGGGACCUAGAUCCGAUGUUGGUCCUCUUCACCGCGUCGCGUCCGACAUCCAACAUAGAUGCCGUUCCCAAGGACAAGACCACUGUACCUACCGUUCUUCCGCCUAAUGACAAGUUCCGGAUGGAUACUAAAGCAGCGUUGGCGCGACUCGGUGAGAUCCUGCCGUCCUACAUGGUGCCUGUUGCAGUCAUACCGGUCUCCCACACCCCGCAGACACCCACGGGGAAACUCUCUCGGCGCAUUCUUCGCGAUCUUGCGUCUCGGCUGGCCCGAAAUGAGAUCAUGGCUUAUGGAAGUUGCCGGAAGCCUCACCUUCCGCCGCGUAAUCCUCAGGAAGAGACGCUGCAGCGCCUAUGUGCAGCUGUUUUGCGGUGUCCACCCAAACAGGUCGGCAUGCAGGACACCUUCUUGGAACUUGGGGGCGACUCCUUGACAGUCCGACACCUAGUGCAGGCCGCGCGGGUGGAAGGAUUGAAUCUACGCGCAGAAGAUGUCUUCACAAACCUCACGCUUGCAAACCUGGCCGAAAGGUGCCAGGAGAGCCCUUCGUGUGCAACCUCCCAGCUGUCCGCGGCAGUGGACGAGCGGACAAGCUCUGUCGUUCAGAAAUUCUUCAUCGACUAUCCCAACUUCGCGAUCGGGGCGCAUGUGGAGAGUGUCUCCUUAACCCAUGACAUCGUUGCGGCGGUUGGUAACAAGGACGCCGUCGAACAUUUUCUGUUUACCUUGUCUGGCCCGCUGGAUUUGGAACGGCUGAAGUCUGCGUGUCAGGCGCUGGUGGCGUCUCAUGCUCUUCUCCGGUCUCUAUUCAUUCCAUACGAGAAAGAGAUCAUGCAGGUGACUCUGCGCCAGUUACAAGCUCCCUACAGCGUCGUUCAGGCCCCGCGUGGUGUCGAUCUGGGAGCGUUUGCGAUCACCAUCUGUGGGAAAGACGAGAGACAAUCCCCCUUCGGACCGCAGCCUGUCACGGCGUUUACCGUUGUCGAAGCAAGCCGCGACAGCCACGUACUGAUCGUGCGCGUGUGUGAAGCACAAUGCGACGCCCACGGCCUGAAGACAAUGAUCUCGCAACUGAUGCACCUCUACGAUGGCGAGCCAGCCCAGGUGCCGCUUGACUAUCGGGAGUACCUGGGAAUCUGUGCAAAGCUCCGCACGCCUGCAGCAUUCAGCUUCUGGAGAAAUUUGCUGCUCGGCUCCAGCCCGCUCUACCUGGACGGACUCUGCCCAGGCGCUACUCACCUAGGUAAGGACUACUGCCGCGAUCGUCCUCCCAGCAUCAGCUAUUCACGUACCGUCUCACACGUCUGUCCGCCCUCGGGGAUCACCUUGGCGACAAUGAUCAAGGCGGCGUGGUCGUAUGUGCUGCAUCAAAAAAGCGGUCGUGAUGAUAUCCUGUUUGGGCAGCUGAGGAGCUGUCGUACAAUGAACGUGCCGGGCAUUGAAGACGUCGUCGGCCCUUGCACCAACGUCACGCCGGUCCGGGUCACCUAUUCACCUACAUGGCGUGUGGGAGAGGUGCUGCAGGCUGUCCAGGAGCAACACGCCCAGUCCAUUCCCUUCGAAACCAUCGGAUGGAGGGAUAUUGUCUCCCACUGCACCGAGUGGCCGAGCACUGCAUCCCUUCAGACCGUGGUGCUCCAUCAGGGCGAGGAGCAGGCAACUGAUAUCCUGGCUUGCGAUGGAGUUCGAUGUCGGGCCCUGGACUGGAACGCGGCCACCAUCCUGGGCCGUCUGUACUUGAUUACCACUGUUACCUCAUCUGGGAUCAAAGUUGAACUCUGUGUCUCCCGAGCUGCUAUCGAAAGUCGGGAAGCUGAAGGACUUCUGGAUCUGUUUGGUGGCGCCUUGAACAAGUUCGCCGCCGCAUGA